Jatropha curcas is the source of this 762-nucleotide messenger RNA. RefSeq names its product sulfurtransferase 18 (gene STR18). The record is from RefSeq and is a predicted model, not a curated record. NCBI's taxonomy places the organism in Eukaryota, Viridiplantae, Streptophyta, Magnoliopsida, Malpighiales, Euphorbiaceae. Gene Ontology annotation, molecular function: catalytic activity.
AAACACAGUUUUAUCAUGAAUAUGAAUAUUAGGAGCUAGUUUUCUCAGCCAAAACCAGCAAACAGCCACCAGAUCUGGAAGGAGGCUCUUUGUACAACAGUCAACAUUUUUAACUAUUCUUGGUAUAUAAAAGCCAACCUAUCUUCAUGGGUUCUUUGGACAGAAGCUCAGAAUCUGAAGUUAUAACCAUUGAUGUUAAGGCAGCCAAGGGUUUGCAUGAAUCUGGCUAUAUCUAUCUAGAUGUUAGGACUGUGGAAGAAUUCAAGAAAGGACAUGUGCGUGCAGAGAAGAUAUUUAACAUUCCUUACAUGUUCAACACACCAGAAGGGAGGGUAAAAAACCCUAAAUUCUUGGAGGAGGUUUCAGCUAUUUGCAAAAAGGAAGAUCAUCUUGUUGUGGGCUGUCAGAGUGGAGUCAGAUCUCUAUAUGCAACUGCUGAUCUAUUAACUGCUGGUUUCAAGGAUGUGAGCAACAUGGGAGGAGGUUAUCUGGAUUGGGUGAAGAAUGAAUUACCAGUGGAGAUGGAAGAGGAGCCAAAGAUUGAGCUCUAAUUUGUAAAAACAGAGUAAACAAAAAAUAUAUAUGUAAUUUAGAAAUAUUAUUUCCAAGUAUUUCAUAGAGGAAAAGAAAUCAUUUCAACAUAUGUAAACAGUUGUGCCCAGAUUCUGUAUUUUGUAAUUUAUAUUUAGAAUCCUGCUAUGUUUUUUCUUUUUUUUAUAUGAAUUAAUAUCGGAUUAAUAAAUGAAAAAAAAAUCAUUUUUA